Messenger RNA from Osmerus eperlanus (European smelt), 3493 nucleotides. RefSeq names its product polypeptide N-acetylgalactosaminyltransferase 15-like. The record is from RefSeq and is a predicted model, not a curated record. The transcript is spliced from 11 exons. Bases 1342 to 3285 code for a protein of 647 amino acids. Gene Ontology annotation, cellular component: Golgi apparatus. Lineage: Eukaryota; Metazoa; Chordata; Actinopteri; Osmeriformes; Osmeridae. Gene Ontology annotation, molecular function: polypeptide N-acetylgalactosaminyltransferase activity. Gene Ontology annotation, biological process: protein O-linked glycosylation.
GUGUGGGUGUGCAGGUCUGUUGAAAACUCCAAGGUCCAUUUGACUGUGUGUUUGCAGGGCGGUUUGGACCUCUGGCAGUGGAACAUUUCACUGUGUCUGUUUUGGCAGGAGAGUGGAACGUGUGAAAGUGUUCUCUCUGAGGACGGAAAGAUUAUGUUCUGUAUACGGCUGUCUCAGGAUUUAAGGUGUCACUUCCUCAGGUGGAACAUCAAACCUCUGUGGACUCCCUCAUUACAGAGGCUGCUUGGAGACUGAUGGCUUUGCCCUGUCAUCCUGGGGGGACCCUUUUGAGGGGGACACAAGGACCCUUCCAUCCACUCACACGAGGUAAUUACAGACACUGCAGCCGCCACAAACACAGAGACCUGGCCUGUAAGAUCCGCCAAUUGACUGGAGCUGGAAGCCAACUCUGUCAACACUGCCAGACAGAAGAUCAAUACAAGCCUACAAUAGGUAACAAACCAGUCAAAACACACUGAAGCAGAGUCAAGUGAGCCAAGUAUAUAGAUAGAGAUAGUUAAUUCUGACCGCUUUGACCUAUUUUAUCCCAAAGUCUCUCUGACGGCAAGAUAUCCUAUAUUUCGAGUGUCUUCGAAGUCAAGUGAGUGGAAGAGGAGGCAAUGCCAGAAGCCGUGUGUGGAGCCAAGCGACCUGCUCUGAGAGAGAGAGCAAAACAGCGUCGAAGGCUGCCAAAAACCAAUGUGAAAACCGGAGAGAUCGUGUCUGCAGCCGACGCCCGGCGGGGCUGCAUAGAGCAAACAGCCAGUCAUGGGACCGCGAGGACCCUCGCCAGCUGGCUCAGGGUAAAACAUCUUUGAUGUUACGCACCGGGGAGAUGUCCAGAGCUAAUGAGGAGUAGCAUACACACGUAAACUGGAGAACGUAAAUCAAACAUGCUUAUUGUUAUGAUACAUUUUAAGCAUGGUCUUACUUUCUUUCCUUUAAACCAUACUUUUGUAGGCUAUGUCACAACAACAAAAAAGUGUGUGGGCACUGGAAAUUGAAUAACGGUCGACAACAAAGUAAAUGGGUCGUCUCACCACCGGUCUGCAGGUGUUAAGGUGUUAAACCGAUGGCGUUAGGACCACGGGGACGCAAAAGGAGACGUGCAUAAAAGAGUACCACUCUCCAAGAAAGAGACAGAAGAAAUGUAGAACUUUGACCUGCACGCAGUGAGCGGCGUCGAUCUCCUGAUGCUCAAAGGUGUAGCUAUGCGAAAACCUGAGGUGUAGAAUUCUGAAUAUCUCGACUUCGAAUUCCGGUCUGAUCACACGAAGUGCAACAUGGGCAAGAGAAUCAACUAAUAAAUCACUGAAAUCCUUUUAGACAGUCGGACUCAGUAUGAGUAUUUGGAGCAGACCCAGACCUAGCCGUCGGCAGAUGUUAUGUCUCUGGUUGCUGCUUCUUGCCCUUGCACUUGCUGUCCUGGGACUCACUGACCUCGUAUUUCAAGAGGACAUUCAAAAAACGUUGAAGUUGCCCCGCCGUCCCAUGCAAAGUCUUUCGGUAGGUCCUCCGGAUUUGGAGGUAAUUGUGGACUCUCGGGACCGGGCACGACACCAACAUAUUGUUGGUCUCUCCCCUCUCAACUCUCUACAAGAAGACCAGCUUCUUAUGGUAGUGUCAACCCAAAGAGAAAACUCGGCUUUAUUGCCGAGGAAAGAAAAUUACAGGGUGGUUCUUCCGGGCUCAAAGAAAGAUUCUCCGGGCACUGUAUUGCCAUCGCCUGGGGACAUGGAGAAACCAGUGGAGAUACAGUUCGGUAGUCUCGAGAAAGAAAUGGAACGGUCCGCUCUGCAGAAAUACGGCUUCAAUGAGGUGGUUAGCGAGCGCAUCCCACUGCACCGCCAUCUGCCAGAGAUGCGCAACCCUGCGUGUCUUACUGAGCGCUACAGUGAUUCUCUGCCAACUGCAAGCGUGGUCAUCUGUUUCCAUGACGAGGCUUGGUCCACGCUGUUGCGCACUGUGCACAGCGUGCUUGACACUGCGUCGAAGAAACACCUGCGCGAGGUUCUGUUGGUGGAUGACUUUAGUCAGCAAGGUUACCUGAAGAGCGUGCUCAGUGAGUAUGUGUCCCACCUGGAAAGUGUGCGCUUGAUUCGCAGCAUGCGGCGCCUCGGUGUGGCGGGAUGCCGAACUUUAGGUGCCGCUAGGGCUUUGGGGGAGGUACUGGUCUUCAUGGACUCCCACUGCGAGUGUAGCAGAGGCUGGCUGGAGCCACUGUUGGAAAGACUGGCAGAAGACAGGACUCGAGUUGUAUCCCCAAUCAUGGAUGUAAUAAACUGGCAGACCUUUGAAUACAACGCCACCCAGUGGCCAGUGAGGGGAGUGUUUGACUGGAAACUGGACUUCCACUGGGAGCACAACAGAAAACCAGAAAGAGGACAGCAGGACUCAGCCGAGGAGUCACCUAUCCAGCCUGUCAGGAGUCCUGUGCUUGGGGGCGGAGUCCUGACUAUUGACAGACACUUUUUCCAGAGUGUGGAAGGCUAUGACCCGGGCAUGCUGCUGUGGGGGGCAGAACAAAUUGAACUGUCAAUAAGGGUGUGGUCAUGUGGGGGGUCCAUGGAGGUGGUUCCGUGUUCCCGUGUGGCCCACCUGGAGCGCCAUCACCUGCCCUACCCAUUCCCUGACCAGGACAUCCUCCAGAGAAACAAAGUCCGCAUCGCUGACACCUGGCUGGACGCGUACAGGAAGAUCUACUACAAGAGAGACACUCUGGCACACUUCAUCAGGCAGUCUGAGAGUCCUAACAUCACAGAGCGUGUGAGACUGAAAAAGAGACUGGGCUGUCAGAACUUCCACUGGUUCCUGAGUAACGUCUUCCCAGAGCUAUAUGUACCCCAGGAUAGACCUGGACUUUCAGGAGAGCUGUACAAUGUGGGUACUGGCUAUUGUGCAGAUUACCCUCAAAGGCAGGGUCCACAAGGUGGCACUAUGGGCAUAGCACCUUGCAGUGGCAAUGGCAACCAGCACUGCGAGCUUAACCCUGUGGGUGAGGUGCGUUGGGGUCCUGCAGGGGCUCUGUGUUUCAACACCCUGAGACAGUGGGUGAUCCUCACCCCAUGCCCUGCCCACAAGCUGUCUAUCAAACCACAGUGGAAGAUGAUCAAGCUGAGUGGGCAGUUGGUUCACCUGCCCACACAGCUCUGUCUUCAGGCAGUGAAGGAGGGAGGGGUUUCACAGGGUACCCUGGCCGAGAAUGGCCUGUUUCUUCGCCCAUGCGCCCAUCACCCACGACAACAAUGGCACUUUGAACAACUGGUAGCCCCAAAAGCUGCCUGAGCCUCGGAUAGGGAUUCUAGUGGCAUUAGAAAACUGUUGGAUACAUUUCUAGUCAAACAUAGAAGUUAAUAGGACCAAUAUUAUGAAAUGUAGUGAAGCAAAAUGUGAUAAAUAAAUGUUGUGGCUCUUGUGACAUGCAGUAAUAUAAGUUGUUUUUGUUAUCAUUUCUCAUCACCUGUAGUUUAUAUGUUGUAUAUUAUAUGCUAUU